AUGUCGAGCACCCAAUCGUCGUCUUCGUCGUCGUCGUCGCAGCACAUUCCGGCUUGGAAAAAGAUGGGCUUGAAGCUCAAGUAUGCUAAGGAUACGUCUGGGGAGGUGGAAUCCGGAAAGGGAGAGGGAAAGGAGAAUGUGAGCGUGGAGGGGAAGGAUCUGGAGAAGAAGCAGCGGAAGAGUAAGAAGAGACGGCUUGAGGAGGAGGAUGACGAUGAGGUGAAAAAUAAGGGAGGAAAGGGAGAUGGGGAGGCUGCGAAGAAGAAAAAGAAGAAGAGGGUGUCGUUUUCGGCGGGAGUGAAGGAAUAUGAUGGGUCGGAGGAUGAGGAGGUGCCGGAGGCAGAGCCGGUGAAGGAUGAUGAUGAUAAGGCUGUGGUUGAGGAGGGUGCUGGGGAUGAUAAUGAGGGAGAUGAUGAAGGAGAGAAGGAGAAGAAGAAGAAGAAGAAGGAGAAAAAGAAGAAGAACAAGGAUAAGAAGAAGGACGGUUCGACGGAGGAUGCGUCUGCGACACCGAAAAUCCACGAAACGCCGAUUCUGUCCUACUUGAGUCUUUAUCACAAACAUCGCUCGGCGUGGAAGUUUCAGAAGAAUCGUGAGACGCAUCUUUUCAAGCAUGUCUUGUCGUUGGAGCAGGUCCCGGCGCAGUAUAAUGCUGCUUUGCUUGCGUAUCUGCGGGGGUUGAAAAGUGAGGGUGCGAAGCUACGGUUGAGACAGAUUGCGGAGGAGGCUGUCAAGGCUGAGAUCGAGGCUGAGGACCACUAUGACAAGGCCAUUGCGGCUUUCCGGAUACGCUUGUCUGCGGGCCAGGAGGAUCUUGAUAGCCAGGAUAUUGCCGGGCAGUUUGAUGCUGAGGCGCUGAAGAAGGUCGAGAAGAGACGACGGGCUGAGCUCGUUCUGUUCGCCGUUAACGACACGCUGUUCAAUUACCAGAAGCCGAAAGCUCUGCCACAGAAAGGAAAGAAGGCGCAGGCUCAGCCCGGCAAGAAAAAGAAGAAGAACCGUACCGCGUUCGUGGAGAUCUCGAGCAGCAGUGAGAGUGAGAGCUCUAGCGACAGUGAUAGCGACAGCGACGACGAGAAGAAGACCAAGGCUAAGCCUUCAAGCGCCAAAGCCUCCGCCUCGAAAGAUAGCAGAAGUGCAUAUGACAGACACAUUACCAUCUUCUCAGACCAGGGUCGUCUGUACCAAGUCGAAUAUGCCUUCAAGGCCAUCACCUCUGCCAACAUCACCUCGCUAGGUGUGAGGGGAAAGAACUGCGCGGUGGUUCUGUCCCAGAAGAAAGUUGCUGACAAAUUGAUCGACCCCUCCUCCGUUUCGCACAUCUUCAGACUCUCCCCCUCGGUGGGCUGUGUCAUGACUGGCUCCAUCGCUGAUGCGAGGGCAAGUGUUGACCGUGCUCGUGGUGAGGCGGCUGAAUUCAGAUACAAGUACGGCUACGAGAUGCCCUGUGAUGUCCUUGCAAAGCGUCUUGCCAAUAUCAACCAGGUCUACACGCAAAGGGCUUACAUGCGUCCGCUCGGAGUUGCUAUGACCCUGAUCUCCGUUGACUCGGAGAAGGGCCCACAACUCUACAAGUGCGACCCGGCUGGGUACUAUGUCGGAUACAAGGCGACUGCAUCUGGACCGAAGCAGCAGGAGGCGCUCAAUUACUUGGAGAAGAAGCUGAAGAACAAGGAUUACGCCGAGGGCAGCUGGGAGGAGGUUGUCGAGCUGGGUAUCACGGCCCUGAGCAAUGUGCUGAGUGUUGAUUUCAAGAAGCACGAACUGGAGAUCGGGAUCGUCGGAGGACCGCGCGCUGAUGGCCAGGAAGGGACAGACAUUGGAUUCCGGGCUUUGACGGAGGAGGAGAUCGACGAACGACUGCAGGCCAUCAGCGAAAAGGACUGA
Aspergillus ibericus CBS 121593 is the source of this 1887-nucleotide messenger RNA. Its product is annotated as N-terminal nucleophile aminohydrolase. Bases 1 to 1887 code for a protein of 628 amino acids. The transcript has 6 exons. The record is from RefSeq and is a predicted model, not a curated record. Gene Ontology annotation, biological process: ubiquitin-dependent protein catabolic process. Gene Ontology annotation, cellular component: nucleus; cytosol; proteasome core complex, alpha-subunit complex. Lineage: Eukaryota; Fungi; Ascomycota; Eurotiomycetes; Eurotiales; Aspergillaceae.